This is a messenger RNA of Liolophura sinensis, 1022 nucleotides long. RefSeq names its product protein Flattop homolog. Gene Ontology annotation, cellular component: ciliary basal body. The record is from RefSeq and is a predicted model, not a curated record. Bases 114 to 692 code for a protein of 192 amino acids. Gene Ontology annotation, biological process: cilium organization. The transcript is spliced from 5 exons. Lineage: Eukaryota; Metazoa; Mollusca; Polyplacophora; Chitonida; Chitonidae.
CAGCGGAUCAGCAAUUAAGAAGGAACACAUUUAUAAAUUCCAGCCUUUGGGGACAUUUAAGUCGAACAUAGCGGACUUAAUCAACGUAAAGCAAGAGGAAAAGGAGUGACACAAUGUCGCUAAACUUCAGCGCAAAUCAGUACAACAAAGCGUUUAGCCCCUACAACCUUCAGAACUGGGAGAUACCAAGAGAACAUAAAGAGCGACCAAUUCAGCAUGACGGUUUCACGCAGUUUAUUGCCAAUGAUCAAGGCCAUUUGAUGGAAGGUGUUAAACGGUCGCGAGAAUCUCCUUGGGGAAACUUUGUAGGCACAUGGGACCUUCCUCUAAAAAUACCAGGUAACAAAAUAUCAAAUCCGACAGCAAGACGGAGCACAGUGGCAGUAGAUCUUCAGCAACAGAAGUGUGAAGGAGAUGAAAUUAUCAGUGGACAAACUAAACAUGUUGAGGUACCUGACGCGCUGCCCAUCAAAGAGGAUCAGACAGCAGACUUGGCAGUAACAUCCCGCUCACCUGCCCCAGGAUGCAUGAUCCAUAGCCCUGCCCAGGCCGGACCUGCUAGCCAAAGGGCCUUCUCAACGUGCCCUGUCCACCCACCCACAAAAGCUCCUUCACCGGAUGUCAACUUACAGGAUGCUAACCAGUCCAAAUCACCCAUCAACUGGCCAUCUAAUAAUGCUGACACAGAAUAAAGUUUCACACAGGACAUUAUACAGAUAUUUAGAUUUAAAAAAAAAUAUCAUUUGAGGAACCAUUCUCUUGCAACACAGUCUCAACCCAAUUCAGUGAGUAGAUACUAGCAGCAUUACAUUUUCAGCUGUGGUACAAUAUGGUGCACAGAUGUCUAAUCAUGAUUUAUACUUUAAUAGCAAAUAUGCUCACAAUUACUGUCUUAUUUAUUACUACUCUACAUUUGUCUUACAGAUUUUAUCUAUUAACAAAUGUUAUCAAAGAAAUAAGUACAUUUCUUAGUAGCUUUACUGCAUUCACUGAAACGUAUGACUUUUAAAAAAUAAAAAUAU